Messenger RNA from Xenopus laevis (African clawed frog), 1579 nucleotides. Its product is annotated as reticulophagy regulator 3-like. The transcript has 4 exons. The record is from RefSeq and is a predicted model, not a curated record. Lineage: Eukaryota; Metazoa; Chordata; Amphibia; Anura; Pipidae. The coding region runs from base 352 to 840 and encodes 162 amino acids.
AAAUGUCUUUGCGGGCAAUUGUAAUGAUGGGCGGGGCCUUUGCGCUUGAUUCUAGUGGGUAAUUGGGCCAGAACGAGUGACGUAACGGCACAGAACAUAAACAACACAAAAGCCCAGAGAGGCGGAUGUGGUAAAUGACAGGUGAUGGCAUUGCGCAGGCGCAGUUGGCAACGCGAUGAGAACAGACAGGGGCAACGUUUAAGAAGUACUUGGCAUUUGGCCGUGGUCAGCCCCUGUCCUCAGUGUGGUGCUGGGCGCUAGGUGGCACCUGUUUCCCCUCAUCCAACUCUAUUGUUAUGUUCGGCAGCAACUGGUUGAUGUCAAUGGCGGCAUCUUGGUGACAGGCAGGGAAUGCAGAAGAUGGCGCAAAGAGUGGGGGAGGAGGAGCGGGGAGCCUCUGGGCUGAGGAGAAGCGGCGCGCAGUGUGUAGAGGCCCGAGAAAGAGACGAGCGGGUCCGAGACUUACAGGAGAUGUUACAGCAGAGCCUGAGCAGCUACCAGACGGUACUUAGUUACGUGCAGGCCGUACUCGUGUGGGAGAAACCCCGGCACAGUGCGCUGCUCCACCUGGGCCUCAAUGCAGCUUUCUGGUUUUUUGCUUUGACCUCACUCAGAAUGCUAUUUUUCGUGGCAUUUGGGCUAAUGAUAAUCAUUUGUGCAGACCAGUGGAAGAACAAGUUAUGGCCUGAACUAGGAGUUCUGCCUUUUGGUCUGCAGCUUCCUGACAUUCCUAGCUGUUCUUGGUGGAUACAUUCCUGGUGUUGUUCUGUCAUAUUUGCUUUAUUUUUGCUGCGUGUAUGUGCCAGCGAGUGCACUGAGCAUACAGCCUUCAAACCAUGAAGUGGAAUGGCUGGAAGAUCCCAGGAAUAACCAUUAUAAACACAAUCUUCAGCCCAUUAACCCAGUGUGAGAAUGCUUGGUGGAGAAUCCAUACCUGCAGGAGGACUGUUGUGUUUAUCUACAUAAAGAUAAUGUUAUAUGCUAUGUGCUUCCAGUUUAGCGUUACUGAACCUUUAGAUAAAUUGAUGCUAUAUACUGGGUGUGUGAUUCAUUGAACCCCCCAAAAGUCUGUAUAUAUUAUUUGUUUGUUAAAACAGUAGACAAUUGAGAUUUUGAGUAUCGUUUAUUGCCCAGGAACAAAGUGAAUAAGAAUAAACCUUGGCAGGUUGUUCUGCUUCCAACAUUUUUUUCAAUUCAGUUGUUUUCAGAUAGUUCAGAAAUCGACUUUUUUUUCAAUUGCUAUUUACUAUUUGUGGCAGCUCUGAGAGGGGAUCAGACUCUGUAAACUGUUCUAAAUUGAUACAUUAGUUGCUAUAUUCCUUAUCUUUGGCCCUGCUAAGUACAAUAUCUGAGUUUCAUGAAAGGCUAUGGAUAUAAUAGAUACAAUAGUUGCUUGUAUUCCCACAGAUGCUUCUGAGAAAUGUAUCAACUCACGUAGCAAACUGUAACACUUAACAGAUUCUGCACCUGGAUUACUGAGAUGUCAGACAGGACAUUAAAGGGAACCUGCUACUGUAAGAAAUAAUUCCCAAUUCAUUUUUACUGUUUGCCAAGCAAAAUAAACUUUACUUAAACUAUA